Molecule: messenger RNA, 825 nt
Organism: Triticum aestivum (bread wheat)
Lineage: Eukaryota; Viridiplantae; Streptophyta; Magnoliopsida; Poales; Poaceae
Cellular component (GO): mitochondrial membrane
Source: RefSeq, a predicted model, not a curated record
CAGCUGUUACAUUUCAAAGGUCAAAUUCUGUCAUGAAUACCACACAGAAAGUUGAUCCAACGGAAUCAGCUGCUAAGAUUGCUCAACAAGCCUCGCAGUUCAAACGAUGGGGACGUAGACAUCCAUUUGUUCGAUAUGGUCUUCCACUCAUUUCGUUGACAGUGUUUGGUGCGGUUGGUCUAGCUCAUCUUAUACAGGGAAGCAAAGAAGUAACGAAGGAAAAGGAGGAUAUGGAAUGGGAGGUCGUAGAGAAAACAAAAGCUCUGAGCCGAACAGGACCGGUGGAAGGGGCCUAUAAGCCUAAGAAGCUCUCGCUAGAGGAUGAACUGAAGGCUUUGCAGCAAAAGGUGGACAUAAACAGCUACGACUACAAGAGAAUUCCCAAACAAAAUGAAAACAAGUGAAGUAAAGCACCGUUUAUCAUGCUAAGGAGUGGGGGAUUUUCUUAAAAAGCUCUCAAGUAGUUUCUUCGUAUUGUUUCUCAGUACGUUCCUUGGGAUGCGGUCCAAGUGUCAAAAUGAGAUUACGGAGACAUUAUCAUCAGAGAAGUAUGUGCUUCAUCAGCUACCAGCAGUAGAGACUUAGGUCGAUGAUCCUUUUGAAGGCUUGAACCGUAGGAAUCAUCUGUGUAGCCAUAGGAGAUGGUCAUUUUCACAGUCCGCUCAACUGAGUUUCUUUUUUUGAGUUGAUCGAAUACUGCCUUCCUUAUCAAGGGCCCAAUAAAUUGUAACACAGUACUCUGACGUGUGAACAAUCAGAUUUUGUAUGUCAUUUCUUGGAAGCUACUCCCUCCGUCCCAUAAUAUAAAGCGUUUUUGACACAGUA